CACCACAGUGCCGGCCUGAGAUGAUGUACUAGAUACGUAGGUAAUCUCUCCAGAGAUGUGACAGAAGUCCUUAUACUUCAGUUGUUCAGUCAAAUUGGACCCUGUAAAAGCUGUAAAAUGAUCACAGAGCAUACAAGAAAUGACCCAGAUUGUUUUGUGGAAUUUUAUGAACACAGAGAAACAGCUGCUGCAUUAGCUGCUAUGAAUGGGAGAAAAAUUCUGGGAAAGGAGGUCAAAGUAAACUGGGCAACAACACCAAGUAGCCAGAAAAAAGAUACCUCCAAUCAUUUCCACGUGUUUGUUGGAGAUUUGAGUCCAGAAAUUACAACAGGAGAUAUCAAAUCAACAUUUGCCCCCUUUGGUAAAAUAUCGGAUGCCCGGGUAGUUAAAGUCAUGGCAACGGGAAAAUCCAAAGGCUAUGGUUUUGUAUCUUUGUAUAAUAAACUGGAUGCAGAAAAUGCUAUUGUACAUAUGGGAGGUCAGUGGUUGGGUGGUCAUCAAAUCAGAACGAACUGGGCCACACGUAAACCACCUGCACCUAAAAGUACACAAGAAAAUAACUCUAAGCAGUUGAGAUUUGAAGAUGUAGUCAACCAGUCUAGUCCAAAAAAUUAUACUGUGUACUGUGGAGGAAUUGCUUCUGGGUUAACAGAUCAGCUUAUGAGACAGACAUUUUUUCCAUUUGGACAAAUUAUGGAACUAAGAGUUUUUCCAGAGAAGGGUUAUUCGUUUGUCAGAUUUCCCACCCAUGAAAGUGCGGCGCAUGCCAUUGUUUCAGUGAAUGGUACUACGAUUGAAGGACAUGUGGUUAAAUGCUAUUGGGGUAAAGAAUCUCCUGAUAUGACUAAAAACUUCCAACAGGUCGACUAUAGUCAGUGGGGCCAAUGGAGCCAAGUGUAUGGAAACCCACAACAGUAUGGACAGUAUAUGGCAAAUGGGUGUCAAGUACCGCCGUACGGAGUAUAUGGGCCACCAUGGAAUCAACAAGGAUUUGGAGUAGAUCAAUCACCUUCUGCUGCUUGGAUGGGUGGAUUCAGUGCUCAGCCUCCCCAAGGACAAGCUCCUCCCCCUGUAAUGCCUCCUCCUAACCAAGCUGGAUAUGGUAUGGCAAGUUACCAAACACAGUGAGCUGGGAUUCCAACAAAAUUGUAAUUCAUGAUAGGCUUUGAUUUCCUGUGACACUCUGAAGACAUGAAAGUAGACAUCGGAAAAUGGAAAUAUUUAUUUUAAAAAUUGAAAUGU
Messenger RNA from Lepus europaeus (European hare), 1242 nucleotides. Its product is annotated as nucleolysin TIAR-like. Gene Ontology annotation, cellular component: cytoplasmic stress granule. The record is from RefSeq and is a predicted model, not a curated record. The transcript has a single exon. Bases 118 to 1128 code for a protein of 336 amino acids. Gene Ontology annotation, molecular function: mRNA binding. Gene Ontology annotation, biological process: cytoplasmic stress granule assembly; regulation of mRNA stability; nuclear-transcribed mRNA catabolic process, nonsense-mediated decay. Lineage: Eukaryota; Metazoa; Chordata; Mammalia; Lagomorpha; Leporidae.